ACAGGUCCCCCCAGCCUCACUCUCGCGCCGGCUCAAGGUACAUUGCGUGUCCUAGCCAAGACACGCAGCUCAUCUCAGCCUCACACGCACAGCAAGAGCGAGGCGUGAUUCGCCAUGGGCGGCCUCACUAUGGACCAGGCCUUCGUGCAGGCCCCCGAGCACCGCCCCAAGCCCAUCGUCACCGAGGCCACCGGCAUCCCUCUCAUCGACCUCUCGCCUCUGGCCGCCAGCGGCGGCGCCGUGGACGCGCUGGCCGCCGAGGUGGGCGCGGCGAGCCGGGACUGGGGCUUCUUCGUGGUCGUGGGCCACGGCGUGCCCGCAGAGACCGUGGCGCGCGCGACGGAGGCGCAGCGAGCGUUCUUCGCGCUGCCGGCAGAGCGGAAGGCCGCCGUGCGGAGGAACGAGGCGGAGCCGCUCGGGUACUACGAGUCGGAGCACACCAAGAACGUGAGGGACUGGAAGGAGGUGUACGACCUCGUGCCGCGCGAGCCGCCGCCGCCGGCAGCCGUGGCCGACGGCGAGCUUGUGUUCGAUAACAAGUGGCCCCAGGAUCUACCGGGCUUCAGUUUCCGCAGAGAGGCGCUGGAGGAGUACGCGAAAGCGAUGGAAGAGCUGGCGUUCAAGCUGCUGGAGCUGAUCGCCCGGAGCCUGAAGCUGAGGCCCGACCGGCUGCACGGCUUCUUCAAGGACCAGACGACCUUCAUCCGGCUGAACCACUACCCUCCUUGCCCGAGCCCCGACCUGGCCCUCGGCGUGGGGCGGCACAAGGACGCCGGCGCCCUGACCAUCCUGUACCAGGACGACGUCGGGGGGCUCGACGUCCGGCGGCGCUCCGACGGCGAGUGGGUCCGCGUCAGGCCCGUGCCCGACUCGUUCAUCAUCAACGUCGGCGACCUCAUCCAGGUGUGGAGCAACGACAGGUACGAGAGCGCGGAGCACCGGGUGUCGGUGAACUCGGCGAGGGAGAGGUUCUCCAUGCCCUACUUCUUCAACCCGGCGACCUACACCAUGGUGGAGCCGGUGGAGGAGCUGGUGAGCAAGGACGAUCCGCCCAGGUACGACGCCUACAACUGGGGCGACUUCUUCAGCACCAGGAAGAACAGCAACUUCAAGAAGCUCAACGUGGAGAACAUUCAGAUCGCGCAUUUCAAGAAGAGCCUCGUCCUCGCCUAACUACUGCUACUGCUAGGAUCCAUGCCAUUGCCAUGUCGUCUUCAGAUUCAGAGCACGCCAUGUCGUCGCUAGCUUCGUGGUAGAACAAAUAAUGAUGUGCGUGCUGUGUGUAAGCAUGGAUAUGGAUGUGAAUAUGUAAUAUGAUGAGCACUCCUACUUUGGUAUGUUUGGGAAUAACAGACUUGUGUUGGUCUGGUUCAUUA
Messenger RNA from Zea mays, 1376 nucleotides. The record is from RefSeq and is a predicted model, not a curated record. Lineage: Eukaryota; Viridiplantae; Streptophyta; Magnoliopsida; Poales; Poaceae.